AUGAACUAUGGCGCCUCGAUCAGUGGUAUCGUCCAACAAAACUACUGGAUUACUGAUGGCAAACUAAACGAAAUCAUGAUUAUCGAUCUUCUUGUAACAAACCCCGGAACAUUUUGUUUCCUUCUUGUUGUUGUACUUUGGCUCCGAUAUGCUGCUGCACUCAACAAUUUCAAAGCAUAUGAGAAGCAAAGAGGCGCCCAAGGUAUCCCCUUGGCAUUCCCAUAUGUCUUCCCGCUAUUGGGCAAUCUGCCGCUCCCCUACCUCUGGCGGCCGAAAGCCUUCAUCUUGAACCGGAACUUUUUCCAACGCGCGCACCCGGUCUUGGUCAAAAUCCUCACACGAGAGUUUUACAUCAUCCGCGGACAGGAGAACGUCAAAGCCCUCUUCAGGAGCUCGGCAGCGUGCUCGUCAAUCCCCUUGAGCAAGUUUGCAGUUGGGCACGCUUUUGGCUUGCCGGCCAAGGCACUGAGUCUUUACGACAAGGACGAUUCUGGUGGCGGCCAUGUGCCUCAUCCGAACAGCACGGUCGAGUCCCGUAACCGAAUCGACUACCAUGUGCAUCAGUCCUUGGUCCGAUUUCUGGAAGGGAAGGGGCUUUGGCCAUUUUGGAAUAGAUUUUCAGUCAACAUCACGGGGCAAUUGCAUGACUGGCGUAACCGGCUUGGAUCCAAUUGGGUAUAUUGUGACGACUUGAUGAAGCUCGUCGGGUCUGAGACUACCGUCUCAAUCUUUAAUGCUCUCUGCGGCCCAUAUCUUUUGAAGCUGAAUCCGCGGUUCCUUGAAGACUAUUUCGAGUUCGAUCGAAACUUGCACACUUACCUUCAAGGUGUCCCUUGGUAUCUCGCUCCGAAAGCGUACGCAGUUCGCAAGAGGGUACUGAACGCCGUUCAAGUAUGGCAGCAGCAUGCGAGAGACAACUGCAACGACUCGGCCGUCGGUGCUGACGGUGAUGAUCCAUACUGGGGAAGCAGCUUCUUCCGGGAGAGGCAGAAAAUGUUCCUCGACAUGGACGGUUUCGACUAUGCAGCCAUCGCAUCUCAGGACUUUGGAGCGAUAUGGGCUGUCACGAACUCCGUCACUGCCGCGUCCUGGGCCGUCUACGAGAUAUUUCGCAACCCUGAGCUGCUCGCGAGUGUGAGGGCCGAAGUUGACGCCUGUGUGCUUGAAUCUGCAGACGGCUGUAUCAGGUUUGACAUUGGCCGAUUGCUUCAGCUGCCAGUACUCCAAGCCGUCUAUGCCGAGACUCUGCGUCUCCGAAUGCACGUCUAUAUCAUCAGGAUGCCAGACAGGGCUGACAUGAAUAUCCGGGGUUGGAUCAUUCCCAAGCGAAAGUUCAUUGUCACACCGACAACAGUUGCACACAUGGAUUCCGAAGUGUGGAACACCGGGUUGGACAACGAGCAUCCCGUCGAUCAGUUCUGGGUGGGAAGAUUCCUCAAGUACCCACCCACAAGUAAUGAUGGGAAGACAGGGUCACCUGACCCUGCCUCUUCUGCCACUUUCUCGAAGAAAGAGUACGAAGGCUCAUGGAUCCCUUACGGUGGCGGGCCACGAGUUUGUCCUGGCCGACACUUUGCGAAACGUCAGAUCUUGCUAACCACCGCCUUGAUGGUAAGCUUGUUUGACUGCGAGAUUCUCGGAGAGGGGGAAAACGUGCAGGAAGACUCCACGCUGAGGGGCUUCGGCGGCGGCAUGGCUCGUCCGGCUGGCAAAGUACCGAUGAGAAUCCGGCGAAGAGAGAGGGGCGGCAUGUGA
Molecule: messenger RNA, 1755 nt
Organism: Neoarthrinium moseri
Lineage: Eukaryota; Fungi; Ascomycota; Sordariomycetes; Amphisphaeriales; Apiosporaceae
Exons: 5
Coding region: 1-1755 (584 amino acids)
Molecular function (GO): heme binding; steroid hydroxylase activity; oxidoreductase activity, acting on paired donors, with incorporation or reduction of molecular oxygen
Source: RefSeq, a predicted model, not a curated record